This is a messenger RNA of Macrobrachium nipponense, 1245 nucleotides long. RefSeq names its product leucine-rich PPR motif-containing protein, mitochondrial-like. The coding region runs from base 1 to 1245 and encodes 414 amino acids. The record is from RefSeq and is a predicted model, not a curated record. Gene Ontology annotation, biological process: regulation of mitochondrial translation. The transcript has 9 exons. Gene Ontology annotation, molecular function: protein binding; mRNA 3'-UTR binding. Gene Ontology annotation, cellular component: nucleus; mitochondrion. Lineage: Eukaryota; Metazoa; Arthropoda; Malacostraca; Decapoda; Palaemonidae.
AUGGGAUCCGCACAAAAAGCUGUAGAGUUUGCUCCUCAGGCUGGACAGAAGCUUGAUAGGGUCUUGUACCGAAUUGACUCCGAGAUACGACGAACAGGACGAAUCUCCAGGAAAGAGGUUGAGGAUGUCAUUGGAGAGCUGAAGUACACAAAAUUCGCAUCAGGUACCCAGUCAUUGUUGGUGCUGCGCUGUUUAGGUAGUUUAUUAACCGAAGAGCUUCCAGAAGUUCGGAACAAACUUGUCCAAGAAGUCUGGGAUACUCUCUUAAAAUUCAAUGUACCCCUUGAUAUUAGUCAUUACAAUACAUUACUAAGAGUCUACAUUGAAAAUGGACAUGAAUUUUCACCCAUCGAAUUUUUAUCCGCCCUUGAAAAGGCUGGCAUUGAACCAAAUAGAGUUACAUACCAACGACUGAUAUUGCGAUACUGUCAACUAGGUGACAUAGAAGGUGCUAGUAAAAUUUUGGAGUUUAUGAAAGAAAAGGAAUUACCUGUCAAUGAAUAUGUGUUUAACUCCCUGAUCAUUGGUCAUGCACGAUCCAAUGACAUGGAAAGUGCCCAUGGUGUCCUGGGUGUGAUGAAAACUUCUGGACUGACUCCAAGUGCAGAAACUUAUAUGAAUUUAAUGGUUGGCUAUGCUGAAAAGGGUGAUAUGGAAAGCCUAGAAAAAGUCGUAAAGGAAUGUGAAUCAUCAGAUAUUUCGUUGCAGAAUCGUGGAAUACAUGGAAGUUUAUUUAUGCUUUGGCUUCCAAGGGUCACAUUCAUUGAAAAACUGGAAAAGGUCUUUGGAUACCAACAAGAUGCAAUGAACCUGAUUUAUCGCCUGAUUAAUGCAGGCUGCGAUGAAGUUGCUUACCAGAUGUUCGAAACCAUGCCAGUACCUCAAAAUCAUGAAGGGGAAAUUGCGCCUGUCGGAACUUUCUUUUUAAGACAACUCAUUAGGUCUGGCUUGAAAUUUGAUCCAGGUGGGAAGUAUUCAGUUGUUACUAUAGUUCAGUACUGUCAGAAAAUGAAGAGAGAAGGGUUGAACUUGUACGCAAUGGAGAGAUGCCUGCAAUUUGCUCUCUCAAUGGGAAGGCCAGAACUGGCAUUGCCUCUCAUGCGAGUGAUUGUGGAAGAUGGAGGCACUGUGAGGUCGCACUAUUUUUGGCCAGUUUUUGUACAAUGCUCAAAUGAAGGAGAUAAGGAAAGUGAGUAUCUGUGCAUCUGUUUGAUAUUUAUAUUGGUAGAAAUUUUUCUCUUAUAG